CAGUCCACUCAGCCAAACCUAAAAGUGUAGCUACUAGCUAUAACUUUUACCUUGUCAUCGCAUAUUACAAGUAAAAUAAAAAUAUAAUAAGAGGAAUUUAUAGAAUAUUACAAUACGUUUUGAUUUGAUUUUUUAAACAUAAACUGUCAUCCGAGUUCUAAUGAAGAACUUUUUCGACGAUCGUCGAGUAUUGAUGUAUUUAUUCAAUAGAUAUAAUGUCACAGUUGGUUGAAACUUUUAAUUUCAAUUCUGCCGUAUUGAUGACAGCGUCGGUUCUUGUCGUUGCAUUUGUUUGGACGUACUUGAGAGCAUCCAGUAAAUGGAAAAUGAUCGAUUUGGUUAACGAGAAACAUAGAGUUUUGCUGAUUACAGCACAUCCCGAUGACGAGUGUAUGUUUUUCGGACCUACUAUACAAAAAUUGUCGAAAAUCGACGGUGUACGAUUGUACUUGAUGUGCCUGUCUGUCGGCGAUUACGAAGGUCAAGGUCAAGUCCGCAAAACAGAACUUUACAAAAGUUGUGAGAUUCUCGGAAUAAACGAAGGAAAUAUUGUCCUUUGCAAAAAUAGUCAAUUUUUGGAUGACCCAAAUGCUUAUUGGGAAACAAGCAUUUUAUCUGAUAAGAUUGCUGAACACGUAGAACAAUUAGAUAUUAAUAUCAUAUUAACGUUUGAUAACUACGGUGUGAGCGGUCAUCGUAAUCACGUAUCUAUUUACAUGGCAAUUAUUCAUUUAAUGUGCCACAAUAUGCUUCCAAGUUACUGUCGUUCGUACACGUUAGAUUCAGUUAAUAUAGUUCGCAAGUAUGUUAAAUGUAUCGACCGAUUAUUCAGUAGGACUUCUGAUAUGAAGUAUAUACUAACAGCAGCGGAACAAGAUUGCGUCAACAGAGCAAUGCAAGCUCAUACUUCUCAGUACAUUUGGUUUAGAAAACUUUAUAUGCAAUUUUCCAGGUACAAAAUUAUAAAUACUUAUACCGCUAUUUCGGCUGAAUGUUAAGAUGUAUAAUUUAUAUUUUUUAAAUGUGCAAUAAGUUUAUGACUGUGAUAAUUUAUAGACUUUGUAUGAUUAUGAUUAUUUAAUUGUUUUUUUUAAGUAUAUUUAUUUUAUGUCUUCCAAACAAUGUUUAUUAUUAUAAUUAUAUAAUACCACAACUUUUUAUGUUAACGCUUUUUGUUUUAAUACACUUAAUUGACAGGUUAGGAUUUUUAAUUUUAUUUACAUUCUUAAUUUCUGUAUUCCGUUUUUUUAUGUAUAAAUUAUUAAAUGUUUUUAUUUUAAAAAUUAUAAACAAAACCAAUUGGUUUUAUAAUACACAGAUUAGCAGUGCCAUACACAAGACCAGUAACCAAUUUUAUGUGGGGUACCCACCUCAACGGUCAUAGUUUACCAUCCGCCAGUCCAUAAACUAUAGCAAUAGUACCUAUUUUUACAAUAGACAUCCCACAUAAAAUCUGUAGUCAUUCUUGUGCACAGCAGUCAGCACCGUUUAUCUGUAUAUUUUAAGAUCAAUGAGUAAUGACAAAAAAAUCUUCGUUUUUAAUAAUAUCAUGAAGAACCAUAUAUAUUAUUAAAAAUUGUACAUAAGUAAAAAAAAAAAAUCAAAAUUAAUAUUUGUAAAUAGAGUUUAUGAUUAGAACUCAACUAAAACGUGUUUGUAUGUUUUUGGCGUUACUGACUAAAAUACUUAUAAUAAUAAACCAUUUAUAGAUAGUUAAUAGUAUGUAUAUAAUUUAUAUCUACAAUAAUUGUGUCCUAAUGUUGUUUAACCUUACUAAAUUGGAGAAAUAUGUAUAGACUGAAAUACAGUUACGCAAAUGUGUUUUCAAAUAAACGAGGCUUAAAGAGAA
This is a messenger RNA of Adelges cooleyi (spruce gall adelgid), 1849 nucleotides long. RefSeq names its product N-acetylglucosaminyl-phosphatidylinositol de-N-acetylase (gene PIG-L). Gene Ontology annotation, biological process: GPI anchor biosynthetic process. The coding region runs from base 216 to 998 and encodes 260 amino acids. The record is from RefSeq and is a predicted model, not a curated record. The transcript is spliced from 5 exons. Lineage: Eukaryota; Metazoa; Arthropoda; Insecta; Hemiptera; Adelgidae. Gene Ontology annotation, cellular component: endoplasmic reticulum. Gene Ontology annotation, molecular function: N-acetylglucosaminylphosphatidylinositol deacetylase activity.